UUUUUCUUUUCUUUUUUUCUUUCUCUCUCUUUUUAUAUAUACAUUGAAAGUUAUGAAACCAUUAGAAAUAUCAAAACCUACAUUCAAUUCUCCUCCUACAGUUUGUAAAAUAUGUCUAGCGAAGGAUGACUUAUCUGCUCUGAUAUCCCCCUGCAAAUGUUCUGGCUCCAUAAAAUACGUUCAUCCCAGUUGUAUGAAAUCCUGGCGAUUGGCUUUAUUGGAAUGUGGAAGGGAAAAGGAUCUUUAUAGAUGUACUCUUUGUCAACAAAAACUCAUUAUCAAACAACGCAAUCCUCUUCGUGCUCUUUUGGAUUAUAAAGUUGCUCGUGCCAUUGGAACCUUAUUUAUUCUCAUCUUAUGUCUGAUACCCAUGGGAUCUAUUAUGAAAAUGAUUAUUCAUUUCUCAGCACUUGUUACUAAUGGACCUGAAGGUGGAUACAGUCAGGCCUGGAUGGAUGGAACCUUUCGUCAAUUACUUUAUUCCAGCAUUCGUACCGCCUUUUUAUCAAUGUUAUCCAACACUACACCUUCAUCACAUUAUGUCAAUUUCUCACCAUUCCCCAUUUGUGCGGCAACCAGCAGCACCAAUCAUCCUUCCAUCACGUCUACAUUGGGCAGUUUGUUUUCUUAUUCUUCGUAUGUAUCUCAUUCACUUUUGGCUAGUCGUACGCUUUACUUCCUUACUUUUCCAUUUUCGGACGAUCGACUAUGGCGGUUUAUGCUAUGUCAAUUGGAUCAUAUUCAUCUUGGGUUCUUUUUACUUGGAAGUAUAGCAAAUAUAUGGUAUACCUGUCAUAUCCUUAGUGAUAUGUUUGAUAUUGUCUUUAUGGGUGAUGAUAUAGAACAAUUAAACAAUAAUGGUUUUAAUAGUGCUAUGGGAUUAGGCAUGAUGUUAUCUCGACAAGGAGGGAAUAUUGCAAAACGACUUUUGGUGACUUAUUGUUGUGCAAUCAUCAUCUUAUUUUGGAUUCAUUUUACCUUGUUAGUGUUUGUUGUAUCAGAAUCACCUGCUAAUCAUUAUCAACAUUUACAAACAUCCAGUCAAUUUAUCACCGAAUUACCUUUAUGGGGAUUACGGUGGGCUACUGUAGGUGUAGCUGUAGGAAGUGUCAUGAAGAAAGUCAUCUAUCCUUGGCUCAGUCGUCGUACAAGCUGUAUUGAUCAAGAAAUCGUUGUGUCUCUACCCACCCAUUGAAACCUUCUUUUUAUUGUAGCACUAGUUCUUUGCAUGAUUCCCUCCACACACACACACACUAUUUUGUAUAGUAUAGAUAUCAUAAUUUAUCCCAUCCAUUAAUAAACUCCAAACCAUUUAUAACAUCGAGUAGAA
This is a messenger RNA of Halteromyces radiatus, 1330 nucleotides long. RefSeq lists its product as uncharacterized. NCBI's taxonomy places the organism in Eukaryota, Fungi, Mucoromycota, Mucoromycetes, Mucorales, Cunninghamellaceae. The record is from RefSeq and is a predicted model, not a curated record. The coding region runs from base 53 to 1195 and encodes 380 amino acids. Gene Ontology annotation, molecular function: zinc ion binding. The transcript is spliced from 4 exons.